UUUCAGUUGGGACAAGCUAUCGCCACUACCCAGACACACACUAUACUAUGUCCCUGGUUGGAUCGUGCCCUCUACUCGCGCCUUGAUUUCAUCAUCAACCUCAUCCUGACGACUUGUACAUAAUUGACUAUUUCUCUACCGCUCCGCAACCCAAAUCCUUGCGCUUUGUCAACUAAAAAGCAGGGCCGCUAUUCAUGGGCUGUUAUCCUAACUCGCUGAUACGAUUUCAACUGUUAAUCAACAUCAAUAUUACUCGACUGGGUCGAUUGAAUCACUGCUACAAGUCUUUGCGACACGAUUUUACCAUUGAAUCACAUACAAUCCAGUACUAUUAAACCUGUUGUAUCGGAAGUUUCUUCAUUAGCGACUUGAACGAUUCAAGCCCGAGAUUUUGUUUCAUCGCAUGGUUGAAUGGCGACUGCGAUAGAUCAAGCGCCUGGCGAUGGCAAUCUGGCCGCCGGCGCAUCGCAUCCAGGCAGUUCUGAAACACAGACCGCAGCUACCGAAGUGUUUGAGACACCACGCACAUCCUUCGAUCAUGACCCCAACGAUAGCAAUCAUGCGCGGCACGAAACUGCAUCAUCUACCGUCUCCCCGAGUUCGAUAACAUCGCCACCAUACUGGCUGAACACCCGUGCCGGCCAUCAACGCACCAUAUCGAACAUGUCGACCGAGUCCGUUCUUCCUGCUGGCGCUAUAACCCUGCGUGACAACGAAGCGAGCGAGUUCGACGACCGCAACAGCGCUUGCUGGGCCAAGAGUGUUGAGGUUGUCAGCUAUACCAUUGUCAACGGCAGUGCAACAAAUAUCGGGGCCUUUGUGGUGUGGAAUAUCCGUGUCGAGGCUCUCAAUGGGAGUUAUAUGAAUAUUCGUAAACGGUAUUCGGAGUUUGACGACUUUCGAUAUCGGUUGGUUCAGACUUUCCCCGGAUUUGAGGCAGCUGUUCCGGCGCUUCCGCCCAAGAGUGUCAUCUCCAAGUUUCGGCCCCGAUUUCUCGAGAAAAGGCGGGCAGGCCUACAAUACUUUCUCAAUUGCAUACUGUUAAAUCCAGAAUUUUCUGGAUCGCCAGUCCUCAAGGAGUUCCUCUUUGCAUAGCGUUCUUAUCGUCUUAGCAUCUUCUCUUCUUUGGAUAUGUUUACCUUUGGGUCUCAUUCAUGGGAGGCCUCUUUGUACAAACGAUAUAUAUUGCUUGGCCCAGUCUCACGCACAUAUGCAGCAGCCAACAAUCCGUAUUAAUGAUAAUGAGUUGGAUGAUCUACCACUUGUGGCCC
Fusarium oxysporum Fo47 is the source of this 1271-nucleotide messenger RNA. RefSeq names its product Phox homologous domain-containing protein. The transcript has 3 exons. Gene Ontology annotation, cellular component: endosome. The record is from RefSeq and is a predicted model, not a curated record. Gene Ontology annotation, molecular function: phosphatidylinositol-3-phosphate binding. The coding region runs from base 412 to 1095 and encodes 227 amino acids. Lineage: Eukaryota; Fungi; Ascomycota; Sordariomycetes; Hypocreales; Nectriaceae.